Messenger RNA from Triticum turgidum subsp. durum (durum wheat), 894 nucleotides. NCBI's taxonomy places the organism in Eukaryota, Viridiplantae, Streptophyta, Magnoliopsida, Poales, Poaceae. The record is from the annotation of a GenBank genome assembly.
AUGGCGCUCUCCCGCCGCCUUCUCCUAUUCCUCUCCCUCGUCGCCAUCACGGCGGGCACCGGCACCUCCGCGAUGAUCGUGACAAGGUGCUAUCCGCCGCCGACGCCCACUGUCAACGGCAGCACCAGCGCGUUCUUCCGCCGCGAUCUCCUCUCGCUACUCGACGCCCUCCCCUCGGUCGCCGCGUGGACGGGCUUCGCCUCCAUGCGGACCGGCGGCUCGUUCGCCCGCGGCCUCUGCUUCGGCGACCCCGCGCCGGACUCGUGCUUCCGCUGCCUGUCCGACGUCGGCAGGAAGAUCACCGACCUGUACGACGACGCUAGCCGGCGCGCGGGCUUCCUGAAUGACGGCUGCUUCCUGGGCUACGCCGACACCAACGCGUCCUCCGCAGGCGCUGACGACAACGCCAUCAGUGGCGUGACAUUCUCCGGCCACACCAUCCCGCGCGUCGACGCCGGCGACGCGCUGAAGCUCGUGGCCGUGGCGCGGUCCUUGGUCCCGCGGUCCGUGAACGGCCAGGUGGCAGCCGCCGACGCGACGUCUACGGCGAGCAACGGCGACACGGUGCGCGUGCUGGCACAGUGCGCCACGGACCGCGCCCCAGCGGAGUGCGCCCGGUGCCUGCAGGACUCAUCGCUGCAGAUGGCCAGGAGCUGGGGGCUCACGCGCAGCGCCAGCACCGUGCAGGCGGUUCUCGGCUCGAACUGCUACCUCCGCUUCGAGAUAUCAUCACCGCCCCUGGGAGAGAAGAUUCGGAGGAUCGUAAAGGGUCACAUCGUCCUGACUGUGUGCAUUGGCUUCAUCGUCGCUGUAGCCGUAGCCGUGCUGGUGGUGGUGAGAAGAAAGGCCGGGAAUACAACAGCAACAGCAUCAGCGGCGGAAGGGAAGCAAUGA